AUGUCCUUCGCAAUUCUCCCAGCCAAACCGCAGGCUCCAGUUUCUUACAAGCUCAUCGAGAGCCAAAAUAUCCAUCCGGAUUCUUCACUCAUCGUAUUCAUUAAUAGUCUUGGUUUACCAUCUGUAUUAUGGACUCCCACAAUUGCUCUGCUUCAACGGUCCACUAGUUCUGUAAAGCCGAGCAUUUUGAAAUACGAUCGCUACGAUCAGGCUGCCACGACCUCUCAAGAUUCAGCCGAUAACAUACCAGAAAAAGACCAUAGAUAUGGUCACGAUUUGCACCAUGCAGUCAGCCAUCUUAACGAGCUAAUCCUAGUCACUGUCCCGAGGAACUCCAAGCUCGUCCUAGUUGCAGCUAGUAUUUGUGUUCAUAUCGCUCGACUCUACGCUCAAAAACACGCAGCUACUGUGGAAGGUCUCUUAUUCUUGGAUCCAAACAUCGGCAAUGCCGAAGCUACGGAUCUUUGGCCAAAUUCUCAUACUCCUGACUUUAAAGAAAGCAAUGUGUUAGGAGAUGAUUUUGUGCUGGAGCAACACAUCGAAGCGGUCAUGGUUAUGGUUAUUGGGCAUGAACCUGAACCUUUUGCAGAAGAGAUGUGGAAGAUUCUAAAGAUUACCAAGAGUAUUGACAGGAAGUAUACUCAAUUUGCAUGGCAACAAUACAAUGAAGCAUUGUUUAAUCUUAAUGAUGCUGAUCGUUCAACAAAUAAAGUCCUUGUUGCUCCUGGUUGUGGUCAUUUUAUUCAGAAGGACAAUCCUCGAUUUGUUUCUACGCAAUUGGAGGAUCCAAUUUCAAGAAUUCAGAUUUGA
Botrytis deweyae is the source of this 810-nucleotide messenger RNA. RefSeq lists its product as uncharacterized. The transcript has 3 exons. The record is from RefSeq and is a predicted model, not a curated record. NCBI's taxonomy places the organism in Eukaryota, Fungi, Ascomycota, Leotiomycetes, Helotiales, Sclerotiniaceae. The coding region runs from base 1 to 810 and encodes 269 amino acids.